AUUUUGCGUAAGAAACUAAUACGGUCAGGAACUCUCUCUCCCUUUCAGAGGAUAUCUGCAAACAUAAAUACAUGUUAAUUAAUGCUAUGAUGUGAGUAACGGAACGUUUCUAUGUAUGGUUGGUGGCAUUGCUGAUAUUGGUUCUUUUUAUAGUGUUGGUCAAAAUGGGGCUGAAUUAAGGGUGUGUAGACGACUAACCUAAUCUAUGGGUUGACGUUGACAACGUGUCUGAAGGUACGAGAUAAACAGCUGCAUGGUUGAAAUGGUUUUAAACGCGUGGUUGAAGAACCGGUAACAUUUUAUGGUUCCACCGUACCAUGGCUGUUUUGAGAUGAUCGUACGAGUCCACAGUUUGGUGGUGCUUGUGAACUCAAAUUGAGGAGUGCAGAAACAGGUUUUAGACCAAUCUUGUCAUCAUGUUGCCACUGACGCAUAAAGACCCUACACGUUCCAUCCUGUCACGCAUAAAAGAGAAGUUUGGUGGAUGGGUGCGCCUCAUUUUCUCGGACAGAAACUCCAGAAAUUUGUUCCUUUUUCUGAUACUGAAUUUGUCGUUUGCAUUCGUGGAACUGGCGUACGGGAUAUGGACAAACAGCUUGGGACUCAUCUCGGAUUCGUUCCACAUGUUCUUCGACUGCACCGGCCUGCUCGCCGGUUUGGCCGCCUCCGUCAUCACCAAGUGGCGCGCCAACGACAAGUUCUCGUACGGCUACGUGAGGGCGGAGGUGCUGGCGGGCUUCGUCAACGGCCUGUUCCUGCUGUUCAUCGCGUUCUUCAUCAUGUCGGAGGCCGUGGAGCGGCUGAUCGAGCCGCCGGAAGUGAAGCACGAGCGGUUGUUCGUCGUCUCCGUCCUGGGACUGCUGGUCAACCUGGUGGGCAUCUACGCCUUCCAGCACGGGCACGCCCACGGCGGGGGUCACGGGCACUCGCACGGCGGAGACCACGGCCACUCGCACGGAGGCCACGGCCACGGCCACAGCCACAACAACGUGCACGGCCUCGACGUGGAGGAGCUGGGCGGCAGCAACUCGCAGAUCAUGAAAGGCGUGUUCCUGCACAUCCUGGCAGACACCCUGGGCAGCGUGGGCGUGAUCGUGUCGGCCGUGCUGAUGCAGAUGUUCGGCUGGAUGAUCGCGGACCCCAUAUGCUCCAUGUUCAUCGCGGUGCUGAUCGCCCUCAGCGUGCUGGCGCUCAUCAAGGACUCUGUGUUGAUCCUGAUGCAGCGGCAGCCGGCGGCGCUGGACCGGGUGCUGCCCCAGUGCUACCAGAAGGUGAUGUCCCUGGCGGGGGUGUACAGCGUGCAGGAGCCGCACUUCUGGACGCUGUGCAGCGACGUGUACGUGGGCGCGCUCAAGCUGGAGGUGUCCAAGGCCGUCGACCCCAAGUACGUCGUGGGCCAUACGCACAUGAUCUUCGCGGCGGUCGGCGUCAAGCAGUUGUACGUGCAGCUAGACUACGCCCCCAUGUGAUCUGAGCGGGCGCCGCGCCGGGAGACGAAAUCUGAAGAUACGGGAGGCCUCGUGUCGGAGCUCAACGUGGCCGUGCAGUGCGGCGUGUGCCGCCAGAGAUGGGUGUGUGCCGUGCUUCUUUUCGGCUGGUGCAAACAACUGAUCUUCGAGGUCGUGUAUUGUCCGGAAAGGCGCAGGAAGUGGAGGAAAACUGACGCUUGCUACUUCAGAAACACGCUAGUGGUGGUUUAAACAUCCUUCGUUUUACUGCCUCUACAUGGAUUGGGAUUUUAAAACUUUUUUUUUUUUACAUCACAAAAUUUAUAGUUUUUGUGAACUAAAAUUUUAUAUCAUGUUUCUGCAAACUGUGAUGUAAUUUUUUUUUACAUUCCAAAUUGCAUUUAUUUGUUACUUAUUUGUUGAUUUUAUUUAUAUUUAUGGUUGAUUGAUACUGUGCAUUCUAAAGCAGGGAUUCCUAGCUGUUUAUGUGAGUGGUCAUUACAUCUAGUUUAGUGUUGUAGUAUUUGUUGCAGCAUUAGCUGGUCUAUUCUGCUUGCACUUUGGCAAUCUUGGACUCAGACGAUGUGUGUUCUUCAGUUUUUGUGGGACAUGACGAAUAUCGGUGUCUAGUAGAAAAUUGUGGCAGGUUUAAUCGAAGGUCCAUUGUGAAUAUCAACUGUUCAGACCCAAAUGGAAGUAAAGGUGGCUUAUACAGCACACUAACCUGACAGACUUUUCAACAGCUGACACAAUAACCAAAUGGAGUAGAUUAUGAUUUGGCAAAAUUAUAAUACUGUAUUUGGUAGGCAUUUGCAAUCGGCCAGACAAAAAUGUUAAAAAGUGACAAAACUACUAGUGUAUCAAAUAUAAUGUGAUAUUAUUGUAGUGUAUGCUAAUGUUACUGAAUUUACUCGAUUUAAAGACAUAAUUUUUCUCUGUUAUUGACAGUGAAAAUUAUGAAUGGCAUCCUUCAUUUGCAAUAUUUAUUUUGUUUUAAGAUGCAUCCUUGUUGUGUCUUUUAUGCUCUUAAAAUGGUUUGUGGUGUACAAUCUGUGACAUCCUACAUUUAAUAUAAACUCAUUAACAUCAUUGGCAGUAUAAGUAUCAUUUAAGGAUGUUUUGACUGGUCAACUUUUCACGUUAGAUUAAAGGUUAAAGUACUAAUAUAUAAUUACAAAUUUUCCAUGGUGUUAUAUUACACAAAUACCUUGGAUAUUUAAAUUGUGAAUAUAGUUUCCCCUCAUUUUGUGUUUAAGUCGUCAAAUAGGUAAAUUCAUUGUUUACCAAUAAAAUCUGUUCCCAUGAUCUGUUACAUAGUGCUGGUAGUUAAUGAACUGUUUUAAUAAAACUAAUGCACUUUAACAACACUAACAACAAUUUAUAAAAUUUAUUCCAAAAAAGAAUAUGUUAAUUUCAUUAAAUUGUAUUUUAUUCAUGUUUUAACUGAGCACUUAUAAAAGGGUGCAUUAUAGAAUCAGUGGUGUCCUAUAUUCGAGUAAAUACAGUUAUGUUCUUUGUUCAACUGUAAGGAAAUAAUUUCAUUACUUAUUCUAUAUACAUUGUCUUCCCCUGCUAAAACAGCCCAAUUGAUAACUAUAAAAAAAAUUUCUGUUUUAAAUGUUGUUUAUUCUUAUGUUUUCUUCAGAUUUGAUUUUCUAAGAUGCCUAUAAGCAUUUCUAAAUAGUUGUUUCAUUGAGCUAUUCAAAGGUCCCAACUGCCACAUCCAAAUGUAUGUUCGCCAAAUUAUAAUAAUUAAACAAGAAAAUGUUCGCAAGUGUUUAUGUUGAGACUAGGCCUUUUUUUUCCCCCAGAUUUCACUAAGAAUAAUACUUUUAAAAAUUUCACUUUAGAAGUUAUUAUGUAUGCACUUCAAGCUUUGUAAACCAAGAAUAUGAAGUUUCUGUAGAGACAAUUACACAAUUAGUCGUUUCAAUAUUUUAAGUACAAAUAUUUGCCUGGUAUAUUACAAAUUGUCGAUAACAUGUGACCUUUAUGGUGACAAAAUUUGGCUGCAAAGCACAAACUGCAAUUAUUAUAUAGUUGAAUAUCAAUAGAAAUAGACCUAAACAAAAAAUAAUUGCAUCAAAAUGCAAUAAUAAAACAGGGACGUUAAGCCAAGCGUUUACCAUGUGAAAUGUUUUGUGUUUGAAUAAUUCUGUGUGGAUAUCAUGUAAUACAUAAAUAUAUUUUGUGUAUGUCAUGAAAUUGGCCAGUCGCUUAAAUGGGCAACUAAGAAGCAUAUAUUUUAAAAUAUAUACAUGUAUAUAUAAAUGUUAUAAAUAUUUUAAUUAUUUUGAGAAAAAAAUAAUGUGAAUCAAUUAUUGUAAGCAUUUUUUAUGCAAAUAUUUUGAAAAUGUUGGCAGAGGUAUAAUACAGCAAUUAUGUGUUCUAUUUAUUUAAAAACUUUCUGUAAAACACCAUUCAUCAUAGCAAGAUCAGUUCUAUUGUCUGUUGAUUAUGUAGUUAAAAUGUUCAGCUGGAUAAAAACAGUUAACAAGAAUUGGAGUGAAGAGCUAAACCAAACACACUAGAAACCAAUACCUCUAUGCUAUCAACACAGGUGCAGUUUCAGUCGUAUUCCUAUAUGAGGGGCAUAGGGGGUGAUCCCCCACCCAACUUAACACCCCUAAACUAUAAAAAUUUAGAAAAAUGUAGAUGACAAAAGCUAGGUCCACUCUUGCACAGCAAGCAUGCGACAAAUAACAUAGUGAGAUGGAAAGCUACUUUUUUUUAUUAGCUGAUAGUUAAAUAAUGUGUGUGUGUGUUUAUAUAUAUAUAUACUAUAUACACACACACACACCUAUUUGUCAGGUAAAAAAAUUUUCCUUCCCCCCACCCCCUGCUCCACUCAAUUUGGUACAAGUUUUGAAGCAAUGUAGUUUUAUGUUUGCAAUAAAGCAGUAAACUUUUAUACCUAUAAAAAAAUUCUUAAAGAGGAAGGGUUGGUUUCUUUUUCUUCAUUAACCUAAUGUUAGUGUAGUAAAUUUCAUGGAAAUACGAUGUCGCUACUGCACGUAUCUUCUGCCGUCUGUUGGAGUGUGUGGAAAUAACUGCAGGUUUGUCGGACUAAAAUUGUGAAGCUGUCCUAUGCUGGUAUCUAGUGUUUUUGGUGAAACUGUACUGUGGGGUUAAGAAGUUAAGGAGUUGGUGUAAGCAGUACUUAGUCAAAAUGAGAAUGAUUCUGCUCUUUCUAUCUAGAUAGCAAAACAUAUUUUGGUUUUCAUGAAGUUAUUGAAGUGAAACUUUUAAUGCGACUUCCAACAAGGUUGCGUUAAACCUUCAACGCUCCUGGGGAGGGGGAAUAGAAAGAGACAGAGCGAGAGUGAAUGCGUGGCACUCGAACGCAUGCGCGUAGUAUACCUGUUACAGGCCAGCGCGAGCGUUAGCAACGAGUAGCGUCCAAUAUUCCAACGCAAGAGGGAGAGAGAAAGAAAGAUACACAAAGGUAGAAAGUAUGAGAGAGAAAGAGAGUGAGUCGAUAGAUCCCAAGCACAUGCGCGUGGUAUUCUUACUAUGCAGCGAAGUAAACAGUAAAGUUUCAUUUCUUCUGCGCGGAGGGACUCCACGCACUAUUUUUUUAUUCCUUGCAGAUGUAUCAUCUUAGUUUGGAAUCUUACGAUUCUACCUUGGGAGUUAAUUUCAAGUUAUUAAAAAAAAAAAUUCUAGCCACUUUAUACAGCUACGAUUUGUUUUGUUAACCAGAGGAAUUCAACUUUUUAACAGAGCCCCACUCCAUAACAAAUACUUGCAUGAUUUGUACGAAGGUUUUUUUAUUAUUUAGCUUUGCUUUAACUUAUGCAGUAUGUUUUGCUAAGUGGUUAUAUUUUGAUAGUUUAUGUAAUUGUCUGAAUUCAACACAAGUUUAGUUCAGUUUACUGUUUUAUGUUACUAUAAAUUUUUUUUGUUUUAAUUGUUGUAAUAAAGCGAAUGAGUUCUUGUGUAAAACACUUGGAGAAUCAAGUUAACAGGUGGGCAGAAACAAUGAUUGGUAUGUUGUGUAUAAUUUUAUUAGACACUUGAUAAUGGGCAUGAUUAAAUGGUGGUUGAUGUUUGAAGAUAA
Bacillus rossius redtenbacheri is the source of this 5508-nucleotide messenger RNA. RefSeq names its product zinc transporter 7-A (gene ZnT86D). The coding region runs from base 417 to 1469 and encodes 350 amino acids. Gene Ontology annotation, cellular component: Golgi apparatus; membrane; cytoplasmic vesicle. Gene Ontology annotation, molecular function: zinc ion transmembrane transporter activity. Gene Ontology annotation, biological process: intracellular zinc ion homeostasis; zinc ion import into Golgi lumen. The record is from RefSeq and is a predicted model, not a curated record. The transcript is spliced from 3 exons. Lineage: Eukaryota; Metazoa; Arthropoda; Insecta; Phasmatodea; Bacillidae.